Molecule: messenger RNA, 999 nt
Organism: Symbiodinium natans
Lineage: Eukaryota; Dinophyceae; Suessiales; Symbiodiniaceae
Source: the annotation of a GenBank genome assembly
AUGGCGGCCGCCCGGCCCUCGCCAGCCGUGGGCUCACAAGGGCCCAUCGUCACUCGCCGCGUCGGAGGCAACACUGGCCCCAAGGCGUUGCAACCUUCCACUUCCAAUGGCACUGCCAACUCGACAUCUUCACGCCUGAAGCCGACGAUUCGUCAGACGAUUGAAUCAAUCACCAGCACGGGUAGCCAAGCUGAGUACUUCAGACCGGAGCAAACUAUUAUCUUGUUUGAUUGGGAUGACACACUGUGCCCAUCAAAUUGGAUUCGAGAGAACCGGCCAGCGCUCAGCUUCUUCAAGCCAUGCCCUGCUGACGAGAAGUACCAGAGACCCCUGAGAGAGCUGCAGAAGCAUGUGGAGGCAACUCUGAAACUUGCCAUGAAGAUGGGCAAGGUCAUCAUUGUGACCAAUGCCAUGGAGCCUUGGGUGGAGACAUCUUGCAGGAACUUCUUGCCUGCUUUGAUGCCGAUCGUGUCGCAGGUGCAGGUCAUUUAUGCCAGAUCAGUUUUCGAUACUAUGACAUGCGAAGCUGCAAAGAAGCAGGCACGUGGUUCGUCACCUGGCCGAGCCCUGCCUGGUUUGUACGCUGCAAACGGCAUGAACAAGUUGGGUGGCUCCAGCCAGCGCAUGGCCGCAGCUCCCGUGGACGAAAUGGCCCCACAAAGAUGGAAGGAGAUCGCUUUCGAGCAAGAGAUCAGUGGCUUCUACUCUCGGUAUGCUCACCAGAGCUGGAAGAACAUCAUCUCCAUUGGUGAUUCGAUUUUUGAGCGUGAUGCUGUCCGACGAGUGGUGAUCAAUCGGCCGACCGCCAACAGAAAGUGUCGAACAAAAACGGCCAAAUUGUUAGAUGAACCAGAAAUUGAUGAGUUGGUUGCCCAGGUGCGUGUCAUUCACGACGCUCUGGGGUUGAUGGUGCAGUACGAUGGCAACCUCGACAUUGAGAUUGAUGAGGAAGACCUCAAACUGGAUCUCUCCCUCGCGGAGAAGAUCAUGGACAGGUGA